CGUUUCACAACCACAGGGGCCCACGUGCUCGGACGUGUUCCCUGACGCGGAACGGUGGGACCACCUCAUCAACACCUUGGUUCCCCACUUCAGUGUCGCUGUGCAACGGGGCCCAACCGUCAGCCAUGGGUCGCCUGCGCGCUCGGGUUUUGGCUCCGCCGCCAUGGGAGCUCGAUCUGGCAGCUGUCGCCCCUAGACCUGGUUGUUAGGAUCCCUUGGAUCUCGGUAACCACCACGGCGUGAUCCUUCCGCGCCAUAUGUGCUUCAACCGAUGGCUACUACAGCCGCCGAGGACAAUUUGUUCCUACCACGGCACAAGGUGUUCUAACCACGACAGUCGAGGGCUACAGCUACAUCUUCGGUUUUUGUCUCGCGAGGAUGGAAUCUCAAGAGAAAAAUAUUGUACUUCCUACCCCCCAAGGUUGAUCUUGCCCUCAUCGAUUGGAUUAAAGAAAUACCUUAUGAACCAAGGGUAGAAGUUGUGCUUAUCGAUGAUGCCUUUGUGGAAAGAAAAUAGAUGGAAUGUCUAUUUCAACCGGGCGCAUAUCUAGGUGAUGAGGUAAUCCAUGAUUAGUUUUUCAUCUGGUGACCCUGGUAUGUAUAAUUUUUUUACUCACCCUGGUAUUUUUAACCUUAACUUACUUGCAAGUGAUAGACUGUUACAUAAAUUUAAUAAAAGCUCAACAACAUCUAAAGUGCAGAUCUUGAGGUCGUGUACACAUAGAAAAUGCUUUUCAGUUCAACUUUCUAAAGCGAGACGGUGAUGUUGAAACUAAAACAGAUGAGUUAUAUCCAAUUAAAGACAUGGCACAAAUAUGUAGUGCUGAACGAAAGGUUUUACUCUACCUAGACCAUGAUAUGGUAAAUAUGAGUUUGUUAUUUAGACGGUUAGUGUUUACACAUAUUUUAUAUUUUAUAUAGAAUAUUUAUAAUUGUUUCGUAGGUGUUUGUUCCGAUAAACAUCCGAGGAACGCACUGGUAUCUUGCUGUCAUCAAUGCAAGAAAUAUGGAGAUACCAGCGCUCAAUUCACUUGGUACUUCAUUCGACCGCAAUGACCUCACGGACUCGGUGAGUUUGCACAAACUAAACAAUUACUAAUUGAAAGUUGCCUAGAGGGGGUGAAUAGGCAAGUUAAAACUUUUUCAACAAAACUAGAAACAAACUGGGUAAAACCGGUGUUGGGGACUUGUUCUCAAAUGUUAUGAAUUAAAAACAAGGCAACAUAAAAUAUUAAAUAUCAAAGCCCUUCGUCCGCUGAAGCAUUAUUUCCCUGAGGAUUUAAUGAGCUUCGGACGAAGGUCAUAGAUGAUAAACUACGAAGGUCUUACCUUCGUAGUCAGAAGUAAAAUAAUGCAAAAUAAAAUAUGAAGCAUAAAAUGUUAAAGAAUAUUAAGAAUAGAUAACAUCAUUUACUCAUUUUACAAUAUAAACUCAGAUAUUAAAACAUGAUGUUUGAUUACAUUUAUACCUUUUCCUUGACAAAAGAACAAUAAUUCCAGAGUAAUGCGUUAGCAGUUACAGGAUUGCGUGAGCAGUAAAGGAAUAUUGUUCACUAUUUAUAGGCACAGGACACAGCCUGUAAGGAAUUACAAUCAUACCCCUUAUAAAAGUUUACAACAAUGACUCAGACCCUUAUGGACUAAAAGGUCAUUCCAUCUUUAAGUCGGUUUGAUCCUUCAUCUUCGGAUACGCUAUAACAUGAAGCUUCAUGAGUGGUAGCUUCGGCAUCACGUAUAAGCAGCUUUUGCUGAAGCUGUUUCUUCCUGCAGGACCUUCGGCGAUGAAGCAUGGUCCCAACAGUAGCCCCUUCGCGGUACUAGAUCGUUUUUCCUAACGAGCUUGAUCCAUGAAAAAAGUCUCUUAGGCUUCGAGAAGCCGAAGGUCCGAAAACACCUUCCCUGAGCUCGUUGCCGGGAAACGAUACACUUUCUGAACGCGGAGUGGUCCCACCAUGCAGGUUCACCUUCUCUGUUUUUGCGGCCCACCGUUCAGUGGGUGCGAGCGACUGUUUGUCCGGUGUAAAAAACUUGACGAUUCACCUUCUUACCUGCAGCACUAUAUAAACAGACGGGUAGGUGUAAAGUUACCACAACAUUCAUUGCCAUUGCACUGUUUUGCUGCCAAAAAUUUAACCAUAGCCAAAGCUUGACUUUUGCAUUCAAACGAAGCUCCACUUUGGAUUCUGCUUCGUCACAAGAAGAGCUUCGGAAAAAAGGUUAUUAAUUUCCAAGGAAUUUUCAAGAAUUUUAAAAUCAAAAUGGCCAGAGUAUGCUCCACUGCUAGGGUUGAGCGUGAUGGGGAUGAGACCGAAGCCACUGAAACCGUUCCGAUUUCCGAAGCAAUGAGGCGUUCUGGGCUGAUUUCAUCAGAGGACACACCUGCUGCCGAAGCAACACAAGCUGAUGUUGAAGAAGUUGGUUCCGAAGAUGAGUACAGCUGCGGGAUGCCAAGUAAACCUAGUCAUCUGGACUUUGAAAAGUCCACCAUCUCUGAAGCUGAUCUUUCCAAAAUGGUGAAGCUGAGCUAUUUCAGUGAAGCAAAAAAGGAGCUGGUUCGUUUUGGCGGAGAGGAGAUUACUCCGAAGCCGGAAAAGAAUGAGGUGGUAGUGUUCAAAAGCUUCUUUAAAGCAGGAUUAAGAUUUCCUUUGAAUGGGAUGAUUGCUGAUGCUUUGAAGAAGUUUGGGGUUUACCUUCAUCAGCUGACCCCUAAUGCUAUCGUUAGAUUAAGCGUUUAUAUUUGGGCCCUUCGUAGCCAAGGAGUGGAACCGCUCGGUGAAGGUUUCUGCCGAGUUCAUGAAUUACACUACCAGACUAAAGCCAGAGGAGAUGGUCUGCAUGAGAAUUUUGGCUGCUACAACUUUGCUUAUCGCAAGACUACGAAGUUUCCAGUGAUAAGCUACCGAAGCAAAUCGCCAGCCGGAUGGAAGUCUGAAUGGUUUUAUGUUAAAGUUGAUGAAGAUGAAGAUAAAUUGGUCCAGAGUUCGCUAGAGCUAACCUUCGGAGAGACGAGGCCCCGAUGCAACAUGAUAAGGGGGAGCCCGAGCCAGAUUGCUUUGGCUAAAUUUCGAGUGAUUUCAGAUCAUAUUGGCACUAGAGACCUAGUGCAGGAAUUCUUGGCUUUUAAGGUGUUCCCAACACUGAGGGAGUGGGAAAUGCCGAAGCUAGUGGGUGAAAAGAAAAAGGGAGAACUUGUUCGAUUGCCUUAUCAUUACAAGUUUAAGAAACAUUUUAAAGCACCCUGCCAAGAGUGGCUGAACACAAUUGAAAUUAUGUGCAACGAGAUCCUCGGCAAUUACUAUAAGAAAGAAGAUCAAUUAAUGACUGCAGCCUUCGGCACACGUCCGAAACAAAGAUUGAAUCGGGUGCUAGAUGCCAUGAAUUUUGAUUACCCUGAUUAUGAGCAACUGGGCGGAGAUGUUGAAGGCCCGAAGAGAAAAAGGAUUGCCAGCGCCCUUGACAAAGAAGGCACCAAAUUGGCUAAGAAGGACAAAGAAAUUUCUGAAAAAUUGAGCUCUGAGCCGAAGAUAGCUGUUCCAAGGAAAAGAAAAGCUGCAUCCCCAAAACCAAAGACGUCGGCCCGAGAGGAGGAAGCUCCUGCAACACCUUCUGCUGCCGAAGUGGAAGAGAUUCUGAAGGUAAUGACUGAACCUUUGCCUAUCAGGCUAAGUCCACUGGCGCCAGAACUGACGAAGUUUUUUUAGAAGGACAAAGAAGCUUCGGCAACAGAAAGUCCCGCAAAGCCGAAAAAACGAAGAAUUAUCCAAGUGGCCGAUGUCAUUCACCAGACACCGCCACCGACAUCGGCGUCAAAAAUUGUCACUGCCGAAAUCACAGCCACCGGGGCCGAAACCACUGGAGCCGAAGCCAUCGGAGCCGAAGCUACCAGAGCCGAAGCCACCGGAGCCAAAGUCGGGAUCACCGAAGAUCCUAAUCUAGAAACCACACUUGGCGAUAUUGACAAUAUACUUCUGAGAAUGGCUGAAGAAGAAGCUGCUGCGGUUGCGGUGAACAUGACAACUGAAAAAGGAAAAGAGCAAAUUAAAGACACUUUGGAAGAAGAAAAUUUUAAUUUUCAAGAUAUACUUGGACAAGAGUUAACAGACGCUGAAAAAGAAGAGCUAAAGAAAUAUGCUAUAUCCUGUGGAUACAAACCAGGGUCUCUGCUAUUUGGUGGAGUCAAUGAAGGGAAGCUAAGAUGCCUUCGGAACCGAACUGAGGCCAAGGUUGUCAGGACCUUCUCAAAAAGCGUUGGCCUGCCGAAGAUAGAAGCGGACCUCUACAGGUACCAGCGACAGCAUAUUGACGGUAGCU
Zea mays is the source of this 4311-nucleotide messenger RNA. RefSeq lists its product as uncharacterized. Lineage: Eukaryota; Viridiplantae; Streptophyta; Magnoliopsida; Poales; Poaceae. The transcript has 3 exons. Bases 2259 to 3701 code for a protein of 480 amino acids. The record is from RefSeq and is a predicted model, not a curated record.